GUCUGUCGUAAUUCAACAUAUCCUCUAAUCUCAAUAUCACCAAAUAACCCCUGGCAAGAAAUACGAAAAUACUGUAAUCUUGAAGAUAAUUAUGAACCCCUAACAAUAAAUAGUAAUUCUAUUACCAGCAUUAAUGAAAUCCCUAUAACGAAUAGUGCAAGUGAAAUAAAUAAUGGGUCUGUAGACAUAGUCGAACAAAAACAUAAUCGAUUAUAUCAGAUUCUAAAUGAGGCACAGCGUAUUCUUAAUGAGUCGAAGGUUCUUCAUAAUCGGCAGAAGUUUCUUGACAACAUGGAAGAAAAGUUAAUUCCUCUUAACAAAUUAGUUGAAGAUAUUUUGCAUCAUGAGAAACGACGCACAUUACCACGAACGUGGAAAGAUA
This is a messenger RNA of Racocetra persica, 382 nucleotides long. The record is from the annotation of a GenBank genome assembly. NCBI's taxonomy places the organism in Eukaryota, Fungi, Glomeromycota, Glomeromycetes, Diversisporales, Gigasporaceae.